UGUCAGUCAUGCUUGUACAUAUUGGUGCCUCCAAACAGUGUGGUUAUUCUUAGCUUUUUGAUAGGUCUUAAGAUUGUUCGCCCACAAGGUGAUUGAACUUAUUUACCUGGAGAUUUCUUGCCUGACUUGUCUACAGCUACAAAGCAAGCCUGAUUUUUCAUGGCUUCUUUUCCACCCAUCACGCAGCUUGGCCAUUUCCGGAUUCUUGACUCGCCCAGGAAGAAGAAGAAAUGACCAAAUCCCAAGAAACAGUAACAUUCAAGGAUGUGACUAUUGACUUUACUCAGGAGGAAUGGCAACAACUGAAACCUGCUCAGAGGAAUCUGUACAGGGAUGUGAUGCUGGAGAACUAUAACAACCUAUUAAUAGUAGGCUAUCAGCUCACCAAACCAGAUAUCAUUUUCAAGUUGGAGCAGGAAGAAGAGCCAUGGGUUGUAGAGGAAGGAAUGUUCAGAAGACGUUCAGAAGACUGGGAACUUGGUGAGCAAAUGGAAACAGAACAGCAAAGAUUUGUGAAAGGAGUUACAACCAUAUUUAAGAAAACCUUGACUGAGGAGAAAGGCAAUGAAGUUAAAAAAGUUGGAAAAAUGUCUCCUGUGAACUCAGACAUUAAUUUUACAAGGAUAUGCCUCUAUAAAUGUGAUUCUUCAGGAAAGAGUAUGAAACAUAAUUUAGACUUACUUAAUCAUGGGAGAACCUGUGUAAUAAAGAAACAUCAUGAAUGUAAUAAAACUGGAAAAUCUUGCCCUAGGUCAUGCUCUAUUGCAUUAGCCCCUUUUAAGUGUGCUCAGUGUGGAAAAGUCUUCAUUCAGGAGUUGGAUCUCAUCAGACAUUUGAGAAUUCAUACUGCAGAGAAACCUUAUGAAUGUUACGAAUGUGGGAAAGCCUUUAGCAGGAAGGAAAACCUCAGUUCACAUCAGAAAAUUCAUACAGGAGAGAAACCCUGUGAAUGUAAUGAAUGUGGAAAAGCUUUCAUUCACAUGUCAAACCUCAUUAGACACUAUAGAACUCAUACAGGAGAAAAACCCUAUGCAUGUAAGGCAUGUUGGAAAGCUUUCAGCCAGAAAUCAAAUCUCAUUGAACAUGAGAAAAUUCAUACUGGAGAGAAACCCUAUGAAUGUAAUGAAUGUGGAAAGACAUUCAGCCAGAAGCGAAACCUUAUUGAGCAUGAGAAAAUUCACACUGGAGAGAAACCAUAUGACUGUAAUGAAUGUGGGAAAGCCUUCUCUCGAAUCUCAUCUCUUACUCUACACAUAAGAAGUCACACAGGGGAGAAACCCUAUAAAUGUAAUAUAUGUGGAAAAGCCUUCUCUCAAUGCUCAGUAUUUAUUAUACAUAUGAGAAGUCAUACAGGUGAGAAACCUUAUGAAUGUAAUGAAUGUGGGAAAGCCUUCUCCCGAAGCUCAUCUCUCACUGUACAUAUGAGAAAUCAUACAGGUGAAAAACCUUAUGAAUGUAAUGAUUGUGGAAAAGCCUUCAGUCAAAAGGAAAAUCUCAUUACACAUAAGAAAAUUCAUACUGGAGAGAAACCUUUUGAAUGUAAUGAAUGUGGAAAAGCUUUUAUUCAGAUGUCAAACCUUAUAAGACACCAGAGAAUUCAUGCUGGAGAGAAACCUUAUACAUGUAAGCAGUGUGGGAAGGCAUGUAGUCACAAAUCGAAUCUCACUGAGCAUGAAAAAAUUCAUACUAGAGAAAAACCUUAUGAAUGUACUAAGUGUGAAAAAGCCUUCAGACAUAAGCAGAAUCUCAUUGAGCACUAGAAAAUUCACACUGGAGAGAAACCUUAUGAAUGUAAUGAAUGUAUGAAAGCCUUCUCUCGUAUCUCAUCUCUUACGCUUCAUCUGAGACGUCAUACAGGGGAGAAACCCCAUGAAUAUAAUGAAUGUGGGAAAGCAUUCUCUCAAGAUUCAUUACUAUUAUACAUGAGAAGUCAUAGAGGUGAGAAAGCAUUUGAAUGUAAUGAAUGUGGGAAGCUUUUUUCUCAAGAAGCAUCUCUUACUAUACAUGUGCAAGGUCAUUCAGGUGAGAAAUACAGUAAGUGUAAUGAAUGUGGGAAGGCCUUCUCUCGAAUUUCAGCCCUUGCUCUACAUGUGAGAACACACACAGGUGAGAAGCCCUAUCAGUGUGAUGAAUGUGGGAAAACUUUCAUACAGAACUCAUACUUCAUUAGACACCAACAAAUUCAUAGUCAGUAUAAAUCCUUUGAAUGCUCUGAGUGUCAGAAAAUCUUCAGUAGAAAUUCAAUCUCAUAGCUCAUCUAAAAAUUCAUUCUUCAGCAAAACACUAUAAAAGUUAAAAAGCCUUCAGCAAAAACUCAAAAUUUAUGAAACACAGAUAGAUUCACACUGAGGGAAAAGACCAUUGGUGUUGUGAAAAGCCUGGACCCACAAAAAAUUACAGGAAACAUUGUACUUAGCAAUGAAAUUUAGAAGCAUGACCAUUAAUGUAAGGAAUAAGAUGUGAAUGCCUUCUAUCACUACUAUUUGUCCAGUAGUACUAGAUGAACUAGUCAAUGAAACAAACAUGAGAAAAAUAAAUACAUAAUAUAGAUUGAAAGUAAAACAAAGGUUAAGGUCAUGGUUUGAAUCUUGGCUCUGCCACUUAAUAGCAGUGUGACUUUUUGUAAAUUACUUAACCUCUGUAUAAAAUGGGGAUAAUAAUAGUGCCCACCCCAGCAUUCUUAAAAGGAUUACAUGAGCUAAUAGCUACAAAUGACGUAUAACAGCGCAUGAUAUCAUUUAGUAUUCUAUAACUAUUAGGCAUUAACAUUGUCAUUAUGUGCAAAUGAUAUGCAUAUAUAUAGAAAGCCCAGU
This is a messenger RNA of Ceratotherium simum simum (southern white rhinoceros), 2813 nucleotides long. RefSeq lists its product as uncharacterized. The record is from RefSeq and is a predicted model, not a curated record. Lineage: Eukaryota; Metazoa; Chordata; Mammalia; Perissodactyla; Rhinocerotidae. Gene Ontology annotation, biological process: regulation of transcription by RNA polymerase II. Gene Ontology annotation, molecular function: RNA polymerase II cis-regulatory region sequence-specific DNA binding; DNA-binding transcription factor activity, RNA polymerase II-specific.